UCAUUUCAAAGCGAAAGUAAAAAGGGAAAACGUAAAGGGCAGAGGAGGGGAGCCCUUCUUCUUCUUCUUCUUCUUCGUGAAGAAGCUGCCGAUUUUAGAAAAAAGGAAACGACUUUAUUGUAACCCAAAGAUGAGUCAUCUUAGGUGUUAUCAUUAAUUACCCUCUGAAAGUCUCGAGCUUGCAGAUCUAUUGGAGCUCCUAGGUCAAUCAAUGGGAGCAGUGGCUGCGUGGCUUGCUACAGAGAACGCAGCAGAGCAACUGAGACUUCGAAGGACCCUCCUUCUCCACCUUUUAUAGCUCAAAAGAAACCAAACGUCUCUGAGGAUUUUUGGUCAACAAGCACGGUUGAUAUGGACAACAUCACCUUCCCUUCUCAGGGGAGCAUCUCAUCAUCCAACCAGACUUUUGAUUCUCAGUCUGCUGCCAGGAACUUAAAUGCCCCACCUGAGUUUGUAAACCAAGGUCUUCUUCUUUGGAAUCAGACACGGGAGCGUUGGGUGGGUAAGGAAAGAGCCAGUAAUCCACGGGAACGCAAGCAAGGAGCCAAGAUAAAUUGGAACGCAGCAUCAUAUGAUAGCUUGCUGGGGAGCAACAACUUAUUUCCCCAACCCAUUCCUCUCAAUGAGAUGGUGGAUUUUCUAGUGGAGGUUUGGGAACAAGAUGGUCUAUAUGACUGAUGAACAAGACUUGAAAGACAUACACACACACACACACACUAGUCUGAUUAUUUUGUAUUUGUUUGGUUUAUGAAGUCCCUUGUUGUACCAUUUCAUUUGGAAUUGUUGGAGAAAACCGGGAAUGUUCAUCAGUAAAUGAGAAUUUUUUUUUGUUGUACCA
Brassica oleracea var. oleracea is the source of this 838-nucleotide messenger RNA. RefSeq lists its product as uncharacterized. The transcript has 6 exons. The coding region runs from base 352 to 678 and encodes 108 amino acids. NCBI's taxonomy places the organism in Eukaryota, Viridiplantae, Streptophyta, Magnoliopsida, Brassicales, Brassicaceae. The record is from RefSeq and is a predicted model, not a curated record.